Lasiosphaeria miniovina is the source of this 432-nucleotide messenger RNA. RefSeq lists its product as uncharacterized. The transcript has 3 exons. NCBI's taxonomy places the organism in Eukaryota, Fungi, Ascomycota, Sordariomycetes, Sordariales, Lasiosphaeriaceae. The record is from RefSeq and is a predicted model, not a curated record. The coding region runs from base 1 to 432 and encodes 143 amino acids.
AUGCAAUUCCAGAUGGAGAUUGAAAAUCCCCGCAAGAGAUGCCGUGCCGAGCUGGCUCUCGACGACGACCUCGGCAACAGCCAAGGGCGGGUCUACGCGGCCAAACGAGCGCGCCAAUGCGCCGCCAACCUCGACACGAACGCGCCGCCACUAACCGACGCUAGUGGCUUCAAUGCCGCGGUCACUGUUAAAGCCUUUCUAGAAGCCGGACACAGUGUCCGCGAGACAACACGCACCAAGGCGAGCACAAACGCUCUCGCCGAUGCCCUGAAGGAAUACGCAGGCCAACUCGAGUUUGUCGAAGUGCCCGACAUGACCGUCGAAGGUACUUUUGACAACGCUGUGAAAGUAGCCCACCUCGCCUCCCCCGUAGCCCUCACCUUUGAUGACCCAGAGGGCGUCAUCCAGACAGCCAUCGCCGGCGAGCACUAG